AUGAGUGAAAACGAGAUAAAUACUAUUGAUAAUAUUGAUGUGGCAAAAAAAGGGUUAGUUGUUGCAGGUUUAGCAAUAAGUACAUUAUCCAGCUGCUUCUUGUUAUAUCAAGUUUUGAAAAAAUAUACGAAGCUGAAACUUGCAUGUCUUAUAUGCAAUCUAUCUAUAGUAGCACUUGCAACUGUACAUUUUAUACAAUUCCUCGCAAAAAGCAUAAAUUCAAACGUCUACUGGUUAGCAGUCGCAAUCGAAAAUACAAUUUACACCACAAUGCUUGUAACCUUUAUUCUGGAAAUGGGCCGAAAAUUCUACCAAAAUAUUCACUGGAACACAAUAAUGUUUAAAUUGACACUAUUUGGUCUAUUACUUUUCAAUAUCCUAAACCUGACGAGCACCAUAUUCUUUAUAAAUGAUAUCAUAAAACAGCCACGAUACAUCAUUUGGAUAAUAAAAAUGAUUGCUGGUAUGUUGACGACAAUGUUAGCGUGCGUGUACACUUUUAACCCGGUGAUAAGAUUGUAUUGGGACUCGUCCACUUCGAAAACGGGACAAAUUAAUCCGAAGAAUGCAGCAGCUGCCACUUGGUAUCUUGUGUUGUUGGCCACUCUGUCAGUGCUAUACUUGAUAUUGUAUAUUACAGCUCUGUUUUCUGAACGUGCACAAAAGCAUUUGCCAUUAACGACGGCAAUCGAUACAAUUCUACGGAGCACAUUCCCACUUAUUCUUGGCUCUCCACCACCGAAACAAUUUAUCAAUACUGCCAAAUACAUAUUCAUAAAUCGGCGGCCGUUGAAUAAUGCAAUUCGUGAUCGUGGUGUCUCUACGUAG
This is a messenger RNA of Ambispora gerdemannii, 828 nucleotides long. The record is from the annotation of a GenBank genome assembly. NCBI's taxonomy places the organism in Eukaryota, Fungi, Glomeromycota, Glomeromycetes, Archaeosporales, Ambisporaceae.